Messenger RNA from Schistocerca gregaria, 3839 nucleotides. RefSeq names its product ribonucleases P/MRP protein subunit POP1 (gene Pop1). Bases 599 to 3499 code for a protein of 966 amino acids. Gene Ontology annotation, cellular component: ribonuclease MRP complex; nucleolar ribonuclease P complex. The record is from RefSeq and is a predicted model, not a curated record. The transcript is spliced from 8 exons. NCBI's taxonomy places the organism in Eukaryota, Metazoa, Arthropoda, Insecta, Orthoptera, Acrididae. Gene Ontology annotation, biological process: tRNA 5'-leader removal.
AUAUAAGAUAUUCAGCGCAAGCCAAAUGUUUGCAAAAUAUAAUUAUUAUUUGGGUCACGUUGAAAAUCUACAUAAUUUUGUUGAUGGCAUUUGCGUCGGGCCAAUAUUUCGCAUAGCAGAAAAAAAACAAAGUAAAUGUCUGUCAGAGAACCUUUGUAGUGCAAUUCAAAGAAGGUUUUUAUCCGAAAUCUAUCAAAUUCUUAAAUGUGCUACCGAAAUCUGCGUUGCAGUAUUGUAGACUACUAUCUGUCGCUGUUUUUAUCUUUGGAGUAGAAGAUAUUUGGAAUUUUGACGGUCGCGGGAGAAGUUGUGGAUAUGCAAUCAGAUUGUGCGUUUGGCGUGUUUUUUGUGGAUGUGUUGCAAAACUCGAAUGAUUAUGUUUUCGUUUGUAACUUGGCUACAACAGCUGGAAAGGCGUUAUUGAGCAUGUGAAUGUUAACCUGCAAGAUUUCAGAUUCGAAGAAGUUGUUUGAUGUGGGGAUACAAUUUAUUGUUUCUCUUUUGGCUCUGAAACAUUUAGGCAAGUUUUGUAUCACACGAAGCUGCUGCCCAGUUCGCAGAGAAAAGAAAUCUUAUGAAACUGAUUCGAAACAAAUAAAUGAUCAUGGCAAGUUCAAGGCAACAGUUUGACAGUCUGCUUGGUGGACAAUCUCACCUUCCAUCAGGAGUAAACAUAUUGCACAUAAUUUCUGCAAGAGCUCAAGAAAUAGAAGCAUUAACAGAAGCCAUAGAUGAUCCUCAGAGAAGUGGCCUGGUAAUUCAGCGACUCCCUAAGCACAUGAGGAGGAGGAUAAUGAGCCACAAUGUUAAACGCAUGCCAAGGAGGCUUCGAGAAGCACAUUUGCGACAGAUGGAAAAGAGUGGCUUGCCAUUGAAAUCUAAGAGACCAAGUCGAAAAUAUAGACGGAGACCUAGUAAUCUGUUGCAAGAAUACAAUAGACGUCAACGAAAAUUUAUAUGGCUGGAAACUCAUAUUUGGCAUGCAAAGAGAUUCCACAUGAUUCAGAAAUGGGGCUAUAAAUUGCCCAAUUUUCCAAACGAUAAAAGUUUUCGAGCAUGCUACCGUGCUUCAGCUAAUCACUGCCUACUGCAGGACGUUUCAUAUUAUUGUUGCAUCGAAUUAUGUGGCCCUUUGGAUGAAAUAAUUGAUGGUCUGAAGCAACACACAGACAAAGCAUGUGGUCUGACAUUUUCGGCUAAAGUUUAUAUUAGUGGGAGCAGAGAAGGCAAUAUCACAGUAUUCAGAAAAAAGUCUUAUCCAUAUGGUGCUAUAGGUAACAUUAGUUUUCUUUGGAGACCUUCAAAGAUAGUAAGUUCUGAAGGCAAGGAUGCGACAAGUGAAGAACUUGAUGAAAGAACACUCUGGUUGUGGAUCCAUCCAGCAUUUUAUGAAGAAUUUUGUGAUGAACUGAUAGAUACAUUUAAUUUUGUUGAAAGUAAUAUGGACAUAACUGAAACAAUUCCAUCUGCUUUUGGUGGAAAUGCUGUGCAUAGUGAAACAUCUGCUGGCAGCAUCAAGCACAAACGUAAGGGAUCAGAAAAAAAGGUGGAAAUAGAAAAGAUAGGUUCAAAGGUUGCACUUUAUAAUAGAGCACGUAAAUUUGAAAGCAGUAGUGGACAUGUUAAAAUGACUUUUCUUAAGGAUACAUUGAACAGAUUUAGUUUGACAGGGCCAUUGUCUCAUUCCAUUCUUCAAGAUGCAUUACACGUUGUUAGCAUGACCACAACCAGUUAUACCAGAGUCCCUUUUGUUACGGAAAAUCUAGUGGCUGGAAUUAGUACUAGUAAUGUGAACACGGGGCCAAUGUCAGUUGAGUCUUUUGAAGAUCAGUCUGAUAUGACCAAGUGCGUUAUCAGUUACGAUGACAAUAUGGAGGUGGAUGAACGUGCAAAGGACAGUAGGGAGUGUGAACAAAGUGCAAUUUACGACUGUGAAUGGUGGCAUGAUAUUUGCAGUGAUACGUACAGUUUAGAAUGUGUGAAGAUACAAAAGCAGCUCUGGGAAACUUUGAAAGGAGCAGCAUCACCUGCACAGCUUCCUCCUCAUUCAGUGCUGGCAUUGAUCGUGACAGACCCACGGCGAUAUUUGCCUGCUAAACGGAUGAAAUGUAAUCCAGAUAGUGAUGUCUUGUGGUCACAGGAGUUUCCCGGAUCAGGGUUACAAUCCCUGCCUCCACAGUCUGUUGUCAGCCCAUUGUGGACAGCAGCAGUGAGAGAUGCUGUCACAACAUCAAAACCAUCAGCAACUGACAUAGCUCACAACAGGUCAUAUAACGUCAUCCCACUCCAGGCAGCUGACGAGCAUGAUACUGGAGACACCAGUGCUAGUUUGUCAUCAAUGGAAGGUCCUACGUGGCAGAAAGUACCCAUUCUCCUUCUGCAGAGACCUGGCAGUCAGAAUGGAGCUAAAAAACGAUUGGGUUUUGGAUGUGGUUGGGAUAUAAUUCUUCCUGCUGGUUGGGCUAUGCCUUUCUGGCAGGCACUGGUAUUUAGAGGGGCACGUGUAGGUGGACUGAGAGAGGCCACUGCUCUCAGCUUUGAAGGGCUGAAAGAUUUUGGGACUGCUAUUCUGCCUCCUGAUACAAAGUCCGGGGCAUUAGAAGAUACCAUUGUAGAAAAAAAUUUGCAAGACAUUCAUUUUCGGUUGCCACCUGACAAACGACCAAAUUUUGCUACACUUGGUAUUGUAAGUCCCUUUAAAUGUCCAUGGAAUUUACUUAUAAAAGAGUGGAGUGAUGAGAAUUUUGAUGAACAUGAUAAAAAUUACUUAAACCAGAUGUCAUUUUAUGUAUUAAGGGACAGAAAGAAACUAGAUGAAAUGGAAUGUGAACUUCAUAUAAACAGCAGAAAGAAAAAGCCUUCUUUUGACACAGGAACCCUUUUUGAUUCAGAUGAUGACAAGAAAUGCCUAGUACCAGUAUGUGUUGUGUUGAAAGAUAAAGGAGUUCCAACAGAUUUUUCUAUAAUUUGUGUUCCAACUGAUGAGGACUUGAAAAGAUUAUCAUCUUGUGAAUCAUUUCCAGGACCCAUAGAACCCCUCCAUGAAGACGAAAAAAAGCAGGAAAGAAAAAAACUGCAACAUGACCAUAAGAAGAAACUAAAAUAUCUUAGGAAGCAAAGACAUGCUGAGAAAAGGAAACUGAUAGAUAGCAAUAGUGCUGAUGUGGAUCAUUGUGAAAAUGUGAGUGAUACAAUGAAAGAUGAAAAAACUACAGCCACAAAGUCCAUAGUGGAAGAACAUGCCAUGAAAAUGCGUGAACUCUGGAUGCCCCAUGCAAAGACUGUCAGGAAAUCUUGCAGUAGAGAAAUAAUAGGUUUCAUUUAUAAAGGUGGUUUUUCAUUUAGUGAUGGAAUUGGAAUGGGGUUGGGAUAUAUUCCACUUCCAGCUUUGCUGAGCUUCAUUAAAUCUACAUACCUACUGAAACCUUGGAUUUUAGUUAGGAAUAAAAACAGUCAACAGUACAGGUAUGCGAUGCUUCACAUUCACCGUGUGACAUGAAAUCUUUUACCAAAUAAAACACCCGACAGUACAGGUAUGGUGAAUUUAACUCUUUCCAUUGCUGAGAGUAAGAAACAGUAUAUUUUAGCAUCCUUUUAACAUUUCCUUUUCAAUCAAUCAUUCUGUGAAUAUGUACAAAAACUUUGUCAGCUUUUUCAAAUUAUGAUGUGAUGCUGUUUGUAUUGAUUACAUGUAUGAAACUAAGAAAGAAAAUAUGAAAUAAUUGAAUUGAAAUAUGCUUAUAUUCUAUGUUAAGGGUUUUGGUUUUGAUUUAUUGCUGUUUUUCCUAAUAGAAAUACUGCAAUUUAGUAUAAAUUAUAUACGCAAAAAGUGAAGCAGA